AUGUCACUUAAAUCUCAAUUGAGAGUUGGUCAAACUAUUAAUCUUCUUAAUGGAAUCUAUCCUUCUUUUAAUGAUCCUUUCAAAUUAUCAAGUGGGAGUGACAAAGAAACAUUUCAGUUACCACAGGACGUUCUAAAGCCAAAGAAUUAUCUAUAUGAUUUCACUAUUUGUUUGACUGAUAAUUGGAACAUAUUAUAUAGUCAUAUUGUCGACAUUUAUUUGUCAGAAAGGAUUGAUGUGUCUCCAGUCACUGAUGGUAAUGCAAGAUAUUUUAUUUAUAUCGAUGAAAAAGAGACAAUCGAUUCUAUUACUCCCUUUACUUUUUAUCGUCAAAAUAAGCUUGAUGCUAUUAAAUUAAACCUUGCUAAUUUGGCGGGAAUUAACAAUGAAGAUGCUAGUUUAAAUUCAAAUGCUGGAUACUUACUUGUCAAAAUGUCGAGGAUUAAUCAUGUUUGGACACAAAAUAACUUGGAUGAUUUUCUUAGAAAGUCAACUUCCGAUAUUACUUCACCUACGACAAAAGAAUUAAUUGACUUUUUUUCUAAAAGUGGCACACAUUGUAUUUCUGAAAUUACUUUUGGUAAUUGCGUUUAUCAAGUUUUUGUAUAUGAAAAAGAUAAAUACAACUUUGUAAAGUCCAGGAUUCAGAAACAUAAAUUUGUGGAUAUUGCAUCUUUUUUUGAUAUUCAUGGGUAUGUUAGAAUCGGCAAUAAUAACGUAGGGUAUAUCAAAUAUGCAGGUGAAUUGAAAUUAGCUAGUCAAGAUCCUUUACCGGAUAACUUUAAAGAAACUAUUAAGGAUAAAUUAAUAAAUGAUCAAGGACAACCUUCUAUAUUUAAAAUUAAACAAUUAGAACUUUUAGAAAGUAUUUUUAUUAAUACUACAGCAAUUGGACUAAAACUUACUUCACUUAUCGAAUAUCCUGAUCCAAAUCCUUUACGUUCGGAAUGGUCGAACACUCUUGGUUCUGCUAUUCUUCAAAAGUUUGAUCUGCCUAAUAAAUUUCUUAAAUUUAACGAUAAUCGGUGGUCUAAUAUUUAUAAAGAUUUCAUCAGUCCAUUUACAUCAAUUAUUAUAACUCCAACCUUAACAAUUUCACAGGUAUAUAUUAACUUGGAUACUUUUCAUAAAGACCAUGAUUUGAUUUACAUGAAACCAACAAGACUGAUUUUAUUAGCGGAUAUUAUUCACAUAUCUACUGAAGUUGAAUUACCAGGAGAUGAAAUUGUCAUUGCUGCAAGGAUGAUAUCUGUUACUAGUCCUAAAUCAAAGAUUAUUAUUUCUUCUAAUAUAUAUGAAAAUUGUAAAUUUUUUUUUGGUCAAGUUUCACCAGCGAUAGUAAUUCAACAAAAAAAUUCCAUUGAACGUAUGACAAUUUCGGAAAAAGCAACAGUUCUCAUAGUUAACCAACCUGACCUCAAUAACACUAACACUAAUAACGAAAUUCCUAGCUUAAUAGAUAUUAAAUACGUUUUAAAUGAUGAAUACCUCAAAAAUACUUUUUUUUCACAAAUCAAUUCCAGGAUCAUUAAUGGUAUUGAAUUUCUUUUAAUGGCAAUUGAAUCAAUCUCUCAUAUCAGACUCAAUGAUGACAAUGAACUUAAAAUCGCUGCCAAAGAGUUUAUUAUAUGGAUUUUUAAAAUCACUUCAACUCUUCAAAGUAAAUGGAAUGAGGAUUCAAUCAAAAAUUUAAAUCAGAGAGCGUCCAUAUUAUAUUAUGAUAGAUUUCCUUCUCCGAAUACCCCUCUCUUGGUUCCAUUUCUCCGUUAUCAUAAAUACAAUGAUACCAUAAACUCAUAUCUGGAUUCUAUAAAAUUCUAUCAAAUUGAGGCCGAAAAAACAAUUAAUAAAUACAACGAAAAAAUUCAAAAAAUUCAUGAAGCAGAAACACAAACCAUUAACCUUAAUUACAUUAAAGAAAUUUGUAUGUUCCUCAAGAACCAAGCCAUUAUUGAAUCGGAAAAGGAAGAAGGGGCUUCUAUCAUUUACUCUAAAAAUUAUCUUAAAAUUGAUCAAGAUUUGACGGAAAUUACGAAUCAAAUAAAUAAUUUACGAAAUAAAUUGGAUGAUGGAAAGAAGGAUAUGAAGUUUUCGUUCGAUAAAUUAAUAGACGGUCUAGAUGAAUGGAAUGUGGAAAAAGAGCAAGAGAAAAUAACCAAUAUUAUUUCAUAUAUCAAGGGUAUUGGCAAAGUUAUUGUUGCUAUGUUUACGUCAAAUACUGAAGGCAUAGGAUCUGGCAUAACUGACAUAAAAGAAAUCUCCGAUAAAGUGGAUAAAAUCGUGAAAGUUAUUCAGGAAGUCAACAAACUGGUGAAAUUUCUCAAUGAAACACAGGCUAAUCCAACUCUUCCGACUCUGGACAAUAUUCCUACUCCAAUAAUGGCUUUGAAUUGGGAAGAAUGGACUAUACAUGUUAAAAGCGUGCUAAAUCUUAUUCCUGAGGAUGAAAAAAUGCUCACCAAAUUAAAAGAUGAUUAUUAUUCAUCCGUCAAAAUUAUGAAAAUUCGUGGGAUCGCUUUUGUAAAUAUGCUAUAUAAAAAAUACGAAUUAGAAAAUAAUAAAAAGCUUAUUAACCUUCGAAAAGAAAGUGCAAAAAAGCAAAGCGUUGAAUGGAAAAAUAUUGGUGAAAUCUUUACAAGAAACGAUAAAAAAGAAAUCGAAAAAUUUGUCAAAAGUAGUUUAGAUUUUGGAAAUCUUAUUGAAACUUUCAAAGCCAGAGUCAAUCUAUUAACUGGACAACUUGUAAAGAUUUUAAUGGAUCAAGAUAAAGCUGCACAAUAUGAAUACUUUACCAACCCUAUAUUAUUAGAGAGUUACCAAAUUGAUAGUAUUUUGGGCUUUGUUAGAAGUCAACAUACAUCGAUGACAGAAAAAUUAAUUAAUUUUCCUACAUCACCAGUAGAUUUAAAACAACCGUAUAUAUAUUCUAUCGUUACAUCUUCUAAAGUAUUAUCUGAUGAGAGUUCUUCCGGCUUCUAUUUUGAUAUUUCGACCAAUGAUCCUGAUAAAAAGAUCUAUUUUGAAAUUUACACAAAUGCAUCACCUUUUUACGACAUUGGAUAUAAUACAAAUUCAAGGGAAUAUACAAAAAUUUCUUAUUUUCUUGAUCAUCAAGGUUUACUUUUCAGUGGAUUUUAUGAUAUUGAAAAAAAGAAAUAUGAUGCUGAAUUUAUAAAUCGAAAUUUUCGUAAUACAUUUAUACAAAUUACACCAUUUACUGGAUGGCAAAUUCGUAUUCCAAGGGAUCGCUCAACAUAUAAUCAAAAUCUCAAGUUUUUGUCAACUACAAUCAGGAUAAACGUUAUUUUUAAAUUAAAUGUUAUUAUAACUAUUUGA
Molecule: messenger RNA, 3336 nt
Organism: Cetraspora pellucida
Lineage: Eukaryota; Fungi; Glomeromycota; Glomeromycetes; Diversisporales; Gigasporaceae
Source: the annotation of a GenBank genome assembly